CUUAUCCAAAGUAGCCAAAGCUGUACUUUCUAGUUUCUACUAUGGCCAUCAGAUUUAGGCCUGACGGGGAAGGCAUCGACGACGAGUGAUGUAUCUAGGUGAUGAAAGUAAAGGAAACAGAUCUGCCUUGUCUAUGUUUGGUCAUCCAUCAGGUUCACGCAGUAAAUAAUGCGUAGGUGAAGAAUGAGGGUAUCCAAGAAGGUCUUCUUCUCCUUUAGCUUCCUUCCGUUUGUAAUCUCGAGAAUGCCAAAAUCAGCGAUCGUCUCCUUCAGCUCCCUUCGUGCGAACUUUUGGCCCAACCAUCUUCACGAAUAGUGUGACAGUAGACUCCAGACUCCACGAUGACGACAAAAUCCACAAAGUAUCUCACUAUCUCCCACUAAGGUGUUACCUGGAACAGUUAUGGAGGCUCCGAUGGGUAGGGGACGCAGUCCGGAUCAGAGACGUUCGAGAAAUUAGCAAAAUCCAUCGUGUAUACGUGAACUUUCUUACGAUUCGAUUCCAAGGUUGGAUCCAUUCCGUACCAUGCUAUUUCGAAACGAAUUAUCCAUAGAGCGGGAGUGAACGCAUUCGUGCCUUAAGGUUUUGGAGCCGCGCUAGAGCGUCGGCUAGGGCUUUGGAGAUGCGCAAAGUCUUCGCCGAUUGGUUUUUGCAUAGCUUCUCCAACGAGAGAGCAGCGAGGAGAUGAAGGGCAACACAAUAGGUGAGAUGCAAACUUUGGUCGGAAGAAAUAAGGGCAUAUUUGUGCCAAUCAUGAUGAACGGCAAUGCAAGAGACAUAAAGAUGAUGAAGACAAUAAGCGAUGACAAGAUGAAUAAGGAAGACGAGGUAUUGACGGCCCCUCCCCCUCCCGAACCACCACCUUGGAGCGACCGCGGAGUCAGGGAUCGGAGGCCGACGUUUCACCAUUGGAUUUGGUCAUCGCGCUCUUGUUCUCUAUUCUUCAAUCAUGUUUUUUUGCUAUCUCGUACUUUUUUAUUUCGUUAAUAAUUGAGAGUUGUGAGUGCUUUUAAUUUUUAGAAUGCGUGGAAGCAAUCAAGCUAAUGUAGUCGAUAAUAGCUUCGAAUCUCUCUCAUGUUAAGAGAUUAGUCCCGCUUAGUGUUAAAUAGUGUAUUCUAUGUCUGAUUAGGUAGUGAGAAAACCUAUUGACUAUAUAGUGUGUAGAGAAAAGUUUUGAAUAGAU
Messenger RNA from Cuscuta europaea, 1183 nucleotides. The record is from the annotation of a GenBank genome assembly. NCBI's taxonomy places the organism in Eukaryota, Viridiplantae, Streptophyta, Magnoliopsida, Solanales, Convolvulaceae.